Linum trigynum is the source of this 2526-nucleotide messenger RNA. The record is from the annotation of a GenBank genome assembly. Lineage: Eukaryota; Viridiplantae; Streptophyta; Magnoliopsida; Malpighiales; Linaceae.
CAGCAGCAGCUUGAUAUAUUAAUCUACCUAGCUAGCUAGCUUCCGAGUAUGGGUAAACAGUACUACUCAUCUUCCCGGCCUAGCAACAGCAGACGACAUUACUCAUCUACCACUGCUCUAAUCCUUUUCGUCUUCUUCGUCCUUGUUGGCCUCCUCCUCUUUGUUGGUGUUUUCGACUCAUCGUCCGCCGUCAGCUCCAUUUGGCACAGCGGCCGGCUGCAGGAGGAGUUCCCUCUCCGAUGCCCAUCUCGGGGGAGCACCGCCGCAACCAGGAAUAGUUACUACCCAACGACGACGACGACGACGACGACGAGGCACAAGCCUGCCGCGAACGUGAGCUGUCCGGCCUACUUCCGGUGGAUCCACGAGGACCUCCGGCCGUGGAAAGGGAGCGGGAUCACGAGAGAGAUGGUGGACGGCGGGCGGAGGAGCGCGCACUUCCGGCUGGUGAUCGUGGAGGGGAGGGCGUACGUGGACAAGUACCGACCUGCCCUCCAGACCCGAGAUGUGUACACUCUCUGGGGGAUCCUCCAGCUCCUGCGCUUGUACCCGGGCAGGCUGCCCGAUCUCGAGCUCUUGUUCGACUGCGACGACCGCCCCGUGGUCCGCCGCCGCCGCCCCAACUCCGGACCCCCGCCGCCACCGCUCUUCCGCUACUGCUCCGAUGGGGCCAGCUUGGACAUUGUGUUUCCGGACUGGUCCUUUUGGGGAUGGGUGGAGACGAACAUAAGGCCAUGGAAGAAUGUGUUGGAGGACAUCCAACAAGGCAACAACAGACUGAAAUGGAAGGACAGGGCGCCUUACGCUUAUUGGAGAGGCAAUCCCACUGUGGCCGCGACUAGAAAGGAUCUUCUCAACUGCAACUUCACCCAUUAUUGGAACACUACUACUCGUCUCUACACUCAGGAUUGGAAAGUAGAAUCUGCCCAGGGAUACAGGCAGUCAAAACUUCAAGACCAGUGUACCCACAAGUACAAGAUAUAUAUAGAAGGAUGGGCUUGGUCCGUGAGCGAGAAGUACAUAUUGGCAUGCAACUCCAUGGUUCUAUAUGUGAGAUCAGCAUAUCAUGAUUUCUUCAGUAGAGGCAUGUCCCCAUUGCAGCACUAUUGGCCUAUUCGUGACAACACCAAGUGUUCUUCUCUCAAAUACGCCGUAGAGUGGGGCAAUAACCACAGUCAAGAGGCACAAGGUAUUGGGGAAGCAGGGAGCAGGUACGUUUUCGAGGAGAUGAAGAUGGAGUUUGUGUAUGACUACAUGUUUCAUCUGCUGACUGAAUAUGCCAAGUUGUUGAGGUUUAAGCCGACGGUGCCGCCGGGGGCCGUGGAGGUGUCCCCUGAAACAAUGGCGUGCCACCAAAAUGGGACGUACAGGAAGUUCAUGAUGGAGUCGCUGGUGAGGUCUCCUUCUCAUUCCGUUCCUUGCAACUUGCCACCUGCCUUUGAUUCCAAUGAGCUUCGAGACUUUUGGGAUGGGAACGACAAGUCAAUUAAGAGAGUUGAAGCUUGGGAAGAUGAAUACUGGAGAACCCAUCCAAAACCAAAUUUAGGGUCAUAAAUUACCUUUCCCGACCUCUUGAAGUUUUACGAUGUAUGUUCUCUAAAAAAAAAAAAAAUUUAACCUCUUUUAGUGAAUCACAGAACUUCUCUUGAUAUCCCCUUUCUCCCUAAGCUCCUAUUAUCUUUCCAUUUUGAAGGGCAAAAAUAACAAUGGUGUUGUUAGAAUGUCUGUCAUCCUUUUUUUUCCAAAAAAAAUGUAGUAGCGUGAUCAAGAACCUGACCUCUAGAGGUCGUUUGGAUGAGUUUAUUGGCAAUGUGGUAUUUGUAGAUCCAAAUAAUUCACUUUUUUAUAUGUGCUAUUUGUGUGUUAUUUGAGAAAAUUGGAAGUUAAAUUAUCUUGUUUGGAUGAAUCAAAACCAAUGAGUUAUUUCACAUGUAGUAUUUGUAACGUGGAAGUUAAUUAGCUUCCUACUUCAUAAGAAAGGACAUGAACAAAGCAACCUUUGUUACUAAUAUUUCCACUAAAAGAAGAUCAAAUAUGGCUCCCGUUACAUAUAACUAAUAUUUCCAUUCACUAAUCAUAGAUAAGCUGGCUGAGUGAUUUCGGCGGCUUUUUUCUCUCUUGGAUGUCCCUUUUUGGAACCGCAACAUAUUCCCUGUUUUCCUUUUUACUUGCAGCUACCACCAAUAUCACCAACGCACAUCUAUCUUCCUCACGACCUCCUUUUGUGCUGCCGCCUUAAUUUAUUUUGGUUGUCGAUUACGUUUCCCCAGUCUCAGCACCACCGUAGUAGCUCGCUCGGGCAAAGGUUUGUUAUUGCUUGGCUUUCUUGCCUACGUUCGCGUUGGGUUGAUUUACUAAGAAGAAGAUAGUGUUUGUUUUCCUCAGACCCCAACCAUCUACGAGGAGUUUGGGGGAUUUGCAGUGGCAGAAGGAGAGGCGGCCAAGGAGAGUUACAGAAGGCGGAGGCGGUGAAAAGCUUCGAUAGAGUUUUCGUGAGGUACAAGAGAAUUAAUAGCUGGGGGACUG